Molecule: messenger RNA, 2685 nt
Organism: Periconia digitata
Lineage: Eukaryota; Fungi; Ascomycota; Dothideomycetes; Pleosporales; Periconiaceae
Source: the annotation of a GenBank genome assembly
AUGUCGACAGCACAAAGAGUCAAUUCGAUUUCGCUACAAGAAUGCCCGGCAUCAUGUCGCGAAACCCAAGAUCCAACAUCACGAGAGGGAUGGUUCUUAUACUCUGAUAUUGACAUGUUGACUGUGUGCAACAAGACCAUGCUCGUGGACAUGGUGGUCCAGAAUGCCCAGAUCGGUGACUCGGGGAAGAUAGUUACCAGAGCCUGCACUGCCGACUAUGACCCACCAGUCCAGCCAGAAUUCGUGAAUGAUGAGAACAAAGCUUCCCUUUGCACGACUGCCAAUCGAGUGUUGGAAAAUUCGUCUAUCCAUCUAUCACAGCCACCUGUGGACGACAAAGGGUAUCACACGAAUGACCUAGUAUCCGCUGGGCGCCAAAUAGCCAACCAUCUAGCACUUCAAAAACCAUCUUGCCAACAGAGUGCUAUAGAGUUCGCAUAUUCGCAGUCCUCAGCGAUUGGUGUUUACGCAGGAGCGGAAUUGCACCAGCAAGGUGUGACUGCGCUAGUCUUAGAACAGUUCCUGGACAAAGCUCAGAGUAGUGGGUUUUCGCAGACAACUGUAAUUCAAAUGUGUGGAGGCGAAGGAAGAGGAGCCGAUUACAGCCUUGGAAUAGUGGCUGCCAGUGCUAAGAACUUCGAGUUUGUCCAGAAAACCGUCAAAAGCUGGUCUAAUGGAGACUGUCUUUCUGCCUCCAAAACGGAAGAGCCUUGGAUGGAUGUCGCAAUCAGAGUUCCCGAACCUAUUGAAGAGACAUCUGGCAACAGCACAAAUGUUACGUCUAAAGUACAGACCGAAGUACCGAAUAAUCGCCAAAAGAGGGCCACACUUGAAAUUCGGUCUGAUUGUACAACUGCAAAAGUACAGUCCGGAGAUAUUUGCUCGACAGUCGCCAAAAGAUGUGGUAUCAAUACGGCGGACUUGCAAAAAUUCAAUCGAGCUAAUAUUUGCACUACCCUUGUCCCGGAUGAGUUGGUAUGCUGCAGUAGUGGCACGCUCCCCAACACAAUACCCCCUGGUAACGCCGAUGGAACUUGCAAGACCAGAGAGGUAGUGUCAGGGGACCUCUGCGGCUCUCUUGCCUCUAAGUGCGGCAUCAGCUUGAACGACUUUUUGCAAGUCAACACGAAACCCAACUUUUGUAACAGUCUCUUUGUCGGACAGAAGGUCUGUUGUACCGCUGGAAACUUCCCAGAUUUGAAGCCCAAGCCCGACGAUAAAGGUAACUGCGCUACCUAUACCAUCAAGCAGAACGACAGUUGCUCCAAGAUUGCUGCUACGCUUGACCUGACCGUAUCUGAACUGGAGACCUUCAACAAAGGUACCUGGGGUUGGAAUGGUUGUAACGACCAAUUUUUCCCGGAUUUUGUGAUGUGUGUUAGCACCGGUAACCCACCUAUGCCUGCCGUCAUUAAGGUAGAUGGAACGGCCCAACCUCCUUCAGGGACCAAUCUCAGCAGCCUCAACGCCUGUGCACUAAAUGCUUGCUGCAACAAAUGGGGAAAUUGCGGCACGACAGACGAGUUUUGUCUCCUCACUCCGUCGAAAACUGGCGCACCCGGUACCACUGGAUGUAUCAGCAAUUGUGGCAGGGACAUCGUCAAAGGGAGCCCCCCAGCUACCAAGAUGAAAGUGGGAUACUACGAAUCUUGGAAUUUCGACCGCAAGUGUUUGAACAUGCCGGUCACAUCCAUUCCUUCGGAUUAUACACAUAUUCACUUUGCAUUCGUCAGUGUUUCAGCAAGUACCUAUAAACUCACAAUCCCGGAUGAAAGGACUUUGAAGGAGUUCGAAGAAUUUAAGAAGAUGAAGAAUGUUAAGAGGAUUAUCUCGUUGGGCGGAUGGGCUUUCAGCACAGAACCGGGGACAACUGCUAUCAUACGAGAGGGCAUUUUACCCGAAAAUCGCAACACAUUCAGGGAUAAUGUUGUCGCGUUUCUGAAUGAACAUGAUUUGGAUGGUGUUGACUUGGACUGGGAAUACCCCGGGACUGCCGGAGAUAACACAACACCCAAAGACGCCCUUGCCGAAGGUCUGAACUACUACAAAUUCCUUCUUAGUGUCAAGUUAGCUGUCAAGUCAUCGUCAAAGUCAGUUUCGUUCGCCGCUCCAGCGUCCUACGGGUACCUGAAAGCGUUCCCUAUCAAUUUGAUGGCGAGAGAACUGGACUAUAUCAUCUUUAUGACGUACGACCUGCAUGGUCAAUGGGACUAUGGAAAUCCUUGGACCUCGUCUGGCUGUUCGUCCGGGAAUUGUUUGAGGUCGCAUGUCAAUGAGACUGAGACGAAGGAUGCACUCUCUAUGAUCACAAAAGCUGGCGCAAAUUCCGGAAAAGUGGUCGUUGGUGUUGCUAGCUACGGUCGAUCCUUCAAGAUGGAGAAAGCGGGUUGCGACUCGGAAAUGUGUAAGUUCACUGGAUCGUCUAUCAGCUCAGACGCGUACAAGGGGCGUUGUACAAAUAGUGCCGGGUAUCUUGCGAACGCAGAGAUUCUGGAGAUUAUUCAGAAUGGCAACGUUCAGAAGCAGUAUGUCAAGGAAGGCUCCAAUAUUCUGGUCUUCAAUGACACAGAGUGGGUGGCAUAUAUGGAUGAGGAUAUGAAGGCGUCACGGGCAAAGUUCUAUGAUUCAUUCAACUUUGCUGGCACUACAGACUGGGCUGUUGACCUUCAGAAGUUCUUGGAUUAA